This is a messenger RNA of Rhea pennata, 8718 nucleotides long. RefSeq names its product fibrillin 2 (gene FBN2). The coding region runs from base 1 to 8718 and encodes 2905 amino acids. Gene Ontology annotation, molecular function: calcium ion binding. The record is from RefSeq and is a predicted model, not a curated record. Lineage: Eukaryota; Metazoa; Chordata; Aves; Rheiformes; Rheidae. The transcript is spliced from 65 exons.
AUGGGGAGACAGCGGUGGCUUUGCGUGCAGCCCUGUUUCCUAUGGCUGGGCUGCGUAGCGCUCUGGGCGCAGGGAGCAGCCGGGCAACAAAAGCAGCAGCAGCAGCAGGUCCGCCCUGCGGGAGGAGCGGGCGGCAUCUACCCCGCCGCGGAAUACCGGGAGGAAGGGGCAGGCAGCGCCGCCGCCGCCGCCGGCCGCGUCCGCCGGCGAGGACAGCAGGAUGUGCUCCGGGGGCCAAACGUGUGCGGCUCUAGAUUCCAUUCGUACUGUUGCCCUGGAUGGAAAACGCUCCCUGGAGGAAAUCAAUGUAUUGUUCCAAUUUGUAGAAAUAGCUGUGGUGAUGGAUUUUGUUCCCGACCUAACAUGUGUACUUGUGCAAGUGGACAAAUAUCACCUACUUGCGGAUCAAAAUCAGUGCAACAGUGCAGUAUCAGAUGCAUGAAUGGUGGUACUUGCUCAGAAGAUCAGUGUCAGUGCCAGAAGGGCUACAUUGGAACUUACUGUGGACAGCCUGUCUGUGAAAAUGGCUGCCAGAAUGGAGGACGAUGCAUUGGUCCUAAUCGCUGCGCAUGUGUUUAUGGAUUUACCGGUCCUCAAUGUGAAAGAGAUUACAGAACAGGCCCGUGUUUCACUCAAGUUAACAACCAAAUGUGUCAGGGCCAGCUAACUGGAAUUGUUUGCACAAAAACCCUCUGUUGUGCAACCAUUGGACGUGCAUGGGGUCACCCUUGUGAAAUGUGCCCUGCUCAGCCUCAGCCAUGUCGUCGUGGUUUUAUCCCUAAUAUUCGUACUGGAGCAUGUCAAGAUGUUGAUGAAUGCCAAGCUAUCCCAGGAGUCUGCCAAGGAGGAAAUUGUGUUAAUACAGUUGGUUCUUACGAGUGCAAGUGUCCUGCUGGUCACAAACAGAAUGAAGCAACUCAGAAAUGUGAUGAUAUUGAUGAGUGCAGCAUCAUCCCAGGAAUCUGUGAAGGUGGCGAGUGUUCCAACACUGUUGGAAGUUAUUUCUGCAUCUGCCCACGAGGAUAUGUCACAUCCCCAGAUGGCUCCCGCUGUAUUGAUCAGAGGGCAAGUACAUGUUUCUCCAGCUUGGUAAAUGGUCGCUGUGCACAGGAACUUCCUGGCAGGUUCACCAAAAUGCAGUGCUGCUGUGAGUCUGGCCGGUGCUGGGCUGUUGGAUCUGUUCCAGAGAUGUGUCCUGUUAGAGGAUCUGAUGAAUAUCGCAGACUUUGCAUAGAUGGAGUUCCUGCUGGAGGUGGUUCCAGGGGUGGUGGGACUGGAGGAAAUGGAUUCCUUCCCGGUGGCAAUGGAAACGGUUACGGCCCAGGGGGAGCAGGAUUCAUUCCCAUCCCUGGUAGCAAUGGUUUUUCCCCAGGUGUAGGGGGAGCCGGGGUAGGAACAGGUGGUCAGAGUCCCACUGGAAAUGGCCCAAUAAUUACUGGACUAACAAUACUCAAUCAGACAAUAGACAUCUGUAAGCACCAUCCCAAUCUUUGUUUAAAUGGACGCUGUAUACCAACUAUUUCCAGUUACCGAUGUGAGUGCAACAUGGGAUAUAAGCAGGAUGCAAAUGGGGAUUGUAUUGAUGUUGAUGAAUGCACAUCAAACCCAUGCUCUAAUGGAGACUGUGUCAAUACACCUGGUUCCUAUUACUGCAAAUGCCAUGCAGGUUUCCAGAGAACUCCUACCAAGCAAGCUUGCAUUGAUAUAGAUGAGUGCAUCCAGAAUGGUGUUCUUUGUAAAAAUGGCCGGUGUGUAAACACAGAUGGAAGUUUCCAGUGUAUUUGCAAUGCUGGCUUUGAACUAACUACAGAUGGAAAAAAUUGUGUGGACCAUGAUGAGUGUACCACUACUAAUAUGUGUUUAAAUGGGAUGUGCAUAAACGAGGAUGGGAGUUUUAAAUGCAUCUGCAAACCAGGAUUUGUCUUGGCUCCAAAUGGGCGUUACUGUACUGAUAUUGAUGAAUGCCAGACAUCAGGAAUUUGCAUGAAUGGUCACUGCAUAAAUACUGAAGGAUCUUUUCGAUGUGAAUGUCCACCUGGUCUGGCUGUUGGAGUUGAUGGUCGUGUGUGUGUCGAUACUCAUAUGCGCAGCACAUGCUAUGGAGGCAUCAAAAAAGGAGUAUGUGUCCGUCCAUUUCCUGGUGCUGUGACAAAAUCAGAAUGUUGCUGUGCCAAUCCUGACUAUGGUUUUGGGGAGCCAUGUCACCCUUGCCCUGCCAAAAACUCAGCUGAAUUUCAUGGCCUGUGUAGCAGUGGAAUAGGUAUUACUGUGGAUGGACGAGAUAUUAAUGAGUGUGCACUGGAUCCUGAUAUUUGCUCCAAUGGAAUUUGUGAAAACUUACGUGGUAGUUAUCGUUGUAACUGUAACAGUGGCUAUGAGCCUGAUCCUUCUGGAAGGAACUGUAUGGAUAUUGAUGAAUGUUCAGUGAAUGGACUGCUGUGUGAUAAUGGGCUCUGUCGAAACACCCCUGGAAGUUACAGCUGCACUUGUCCAAAGGGUUACGUGUUCAGCACUGAGACAGACACAUGUGAAGAUAUAAAUGAAUGUGAAAGCAGCCCGUGUGUCAAUGGUGCCUGCAGGAACAAUCUUGGUUCUUUCAAUUGUGAGUGUUCGCCUGGCAGCAAGCUGGACUCUACUGGACUAAUCUGCAUUGAUAGCCUGAAGGGGACGUGCUGGCUUAAUGUUCAGGACAGUCGUUGUGAAGUCAACAUCAAUGGUGCCACACUGAAAUCUGAAUGCUGUGCUACCUUAGGAGCAGCAUGGGGCAGCCCCUGUGAGCGAUGUGAAUUAGAUGCAGCUUGCUCAAGAGGAUUUGCCAGAGUUAAGGGUGUUACUUGUGAAGAUGUAAAUGAGUGUGAUGUUUUCCCGGGGGUUUGUCCCAAUGGGCGAUGUGUUAACAGCAGAGGCUCAUUUCGCUGUGAGUGCCCGGAAGGAUUGACAUUGGAUGGAACGGGGCGGGUGUGUUUAGAUAUCCGCAUGGAGCAAUGCUACCUGAGAUGGGAUGAAGAUGAGUGCGUUCAGUCUGUGCCUGGCAAGUUCCGUAUGGAUGCCUGCUGCUGUGCCGUGGGUGCUGCCUGGGGCUCCGACUGCGAGGAGUGCCCUAAGCCUGGCACCAAGGAAUAUGAGGCUCUGUGCCCCAGAGGUCCUGGCUUUUCCAACAGGGGAGAUAUCCUAACUGGCAGGCCAUUUUAUAAAGAUAUCAAUGAAUGUAAAGUAUUCCCUGGUAUGUGCAUGAAUGGUAAAUGCAGAAAUACAAUUGGAAGUUUCAAAUGUAGAUGUAACAGUGGAUUUGCUUUAGAUAUGGAGGAAAGAAACUGUACAGACAUUGAUGAGUGCCGGAUCUCCCCAGACUUAUGUGGAAGUGGUACCUGUGUCAACACUCCAGGAAGCUUUGAGUGUGAGUGCUUUGAUGGUUACGAAAGUGGAUUUAUGAUGAUGAAAAACUGCAUGGAUAUUGAUGAAUGUGAACGCAACCCUCUGCUGUGUAGAGGUGGCACAUGUGUGAACACAGAAGGCAGUUUUCAAUGUGACUGCCCUUUGGGACAUGAGCUGUCACUGUCACGUGAGGAAUGCAUAGAUGUAAAUGAAUGCUCAUUAAGUGACAAUCUCUGCAGAAAUGGCAAAUGUGUGAACAUGAUUGGAACAUACCAGUGUUCCUGUAACUCUGGAUACCAGGCCACGCCAGACAGACAAGGCUGCAUUGAUAUUGAUGAGUGUAUGAUAAUGAAUGGAGGCUGUGACACCCACUGCACUAACUCAGAAGGCAGCUAUGAAUGUAGCUGCAGUGACGGCUAUGCUCUAAUGCCGGAUGUCAGGACAUGUGCAGAUAUUGAUGAAUGUGAAAACAAUCCAGAUAUCUGUGAUGGUGGACAGUGUACUAAUAUUCCGGGAGAGUAUCGCUGUCUCUGUUACGAUGGAUUUAUGGCUUCUAUGGACAUGAAAACUUGUAUUGAUGUGAAUGAAUGUGAUCUGAAUUCCAACAUCUGUAUGUUCGGGGAGUGUGAAAACACUAAAGGCUCCUUCAUUUGUCACUGUCAGCUAGGAUAUUCAGUCAAGAAAGGAACCACUGGAUGCACAGAUGUGGAUGAGUGUGAAAUCGGUGCUCACAACUGUGACAUGCAUGCCUCAUGUGUCAAUGUACCUGGAAGUUUCAAAUGUAGUUGCAGAGAGGGAUGGGUUGGAAAUGGCAUUAAAUGUAUUGAUCUUGAUGAAUGCUCCAAUGGGACUCACCAGUGCAGUGUGAACGCUCAGUGUGUGAACACCCCAGGGUCAUACCGCUGCGCCUGUGCGGAGGGUUUCACAGGGGAUGGAUUUACUUGUUCUGAUGUUGAUGAGUGUGCAGAAAAUGUUAAUUUGUGUGAAAAUGGACAGUGUUUGAAUGUCCCUGGUGCAUACCGUUGUGAGUGUGAGAUGGGAUUCACUCCAGCUUCGGACAGCAAAUCUUGCCAAGAUAUCGAUGAAUGCUCCUUUCAGAAUAUAUGUGUAUUUGGUACCUGCAAUAACCUACCAGGAAUGUUUCAUUGUAUCUGUGAUGAUGGCUAUGAACUAGAUAGAACUGGGGGAAACUGUACAGAUAUCGAUGAAUGUGCUGAUCCCAUUAACUGCGUUAAUGGUCUCUGUGUAAAUACUCCUGGGAGGUAUGAAUGUAAUUGCCCUCCAGAUUUCCAGCUGAAUCCCACUGGAGUGGGUUGUGUGGAUAAUCGUGUUGGCAAUUGCUACCUGAAGUAUGGCCCACGAGGAGAUGGCAGCCUAUCUUGCAAUACAGAAAUUGGAGUUGGAGUCAGUCGUUCCUCAUGCUGCUGCUCUUUGGGAAAGGCAUGGGGAAACCCCUGUGAGACUUGUCCCCCUGUAAACAGCACGGAAUAUAAUACUCUUUGCCCAGGAGGGGAAGGAUUUAGACCAAAUCCUAUCACUAUUAUUUUAGAAGACAUUGAUGAAUGUCAGGAGUUGCCAGGUCUCUGCCAAGGUGGAAAUUGCAUCAAUACUUUUGGCAGCUUCCAGUGUGAAUGUCCAAAAGGCUACUACCUCAGUGAAGAGACAAGAAUCUGUGAAGAUAUUGAUGAGUGUGUUGCGCAUCCUGGUGUCUGUGGCCCUGGGACCUGCUACAAUACCUUGGGGAACUAUACCUGCAUUUGUCCACCUGAAUACAUGCAGGUGAACGGAGGACAUAACUGCAUGGACAUGAGAAAGAGCUUUUGCUACAGAAGCUAUAAUGGAACCUCCUGUGAGAAUGAACUGCCCUUCAACGUCACCAAGAGAAUGUGUUGCUGCACGUACAAUGUUGGCAAAGCCUGGAACAAGCCUUGUGAGCCAUGUCCAACUCCAGGAACAGCGGAAUUCAAGAACAUAUGUGGGAAUAUUCCUGGCUUUACUUUUGACAUUCAUACUGGAAAAGCUGUUGAUAUCGACGAGUGUAAGGAAAUCCCAGGAAUCUGUGCAAACGGUGUUUGCAUCAAUCAGAUUGGCAGCUUCCGCUGUGAAUGCCCCACGGGAUUCAGCUACAAUGACCUGCUCUUGGUCUGUGAAGAUAUUGAUGAGUGCAGUAACGGCGAUAACCUCUGUCAGAGAAAUGCAGACUGCAUCAACAGUCCUGGUAGUUACCGCUGUGAAUGUGCUGCUGGUUUCAAGCUUUCACCCAAUGGUGCCUGUGUUGAUCGCAAUGAAUGUCUGGAAAUUCCUAAUGUUUGCAGUCAUGGUUUAUGUGUGGACAUGCAAGGAAGUUAUCAGUGCAUAUGUCACAACGGUUUUAAGGCAUCCCAAGAUCAGACCAUGUGCAUGGAUGUUGAUGAAUGUGAACGCCAUCCAUGUGGAAAUGGAACGUGUAAAAACACGGUUGGAUCAUAUAACUGUCUGUGUUACCCAGGAUUUGAAUUAACUCAUAAUAAUGACUGUAUGGAUAUUGAUGAGUGCAGUUCCUUCUUUGGCCAGGUGUGCAGAAAUGGACGGUGUUUCAAUGAAAUUGGUUCCUUCAAAUGCUUAUGUAAUGAAGGAUAUGAACUUACUCUAGAUGGCAAGAAUUGCAUUGAUACUAACGAGUGUGUGGCGCUACCCGGCUCUUGCUCUCCUGGCACCUGUCAAAAUUUGGAAGGAUCAUUCAGAUGCAUCUGUCCACCAGGAUACGAAGUGAAAAGUGAAAGUUGUAUUGAUAUUAAUGAGUGUAAUGAGGAUCCCAACAUCUGCCUCUUCGGCUCCUGUACUAACACCCCAGGUGGUUUCCAGUGCAUCUGUCCCACAGGUUUUGUGCUGUCUGACAAUGGCCGGAGAUGCUUUGAUACCCGCCAGAGCUUCUGUUUCACAAACUUUGAGAAUGGGAAAUGCUCAGUGCCAAAGGCUUUUAACACCACCAAGGCAAAGUGUUGCUGCAGUAAGAUGCCAGGAGAGGGAUGGGGUGAUCCCUGUGAGCUCUGUCCAAAGGAAGAAGAAGUUGCUUUUCAGGACUUGUGUCCAUACGGUCAUGGAACUAUUCCUGGCAUUGAUGAUACGCGUGAAGAUGUUAAUGAAUGCCUUGAAAGCCCAGGAAUUUGUUCAAAUGGUCACUGCAUCAAUACUGACGGAUCAUUCCGCUGCGAGUGCCCCAUGGGAUACAAUUUAGAUUACACUGGAGUUCACUGUGUCGAUACUGAUGAAUGUUCAAUUGGCAACCCAUGUGGAAAUGGUACGUGCACUAAUGUGAUCGGCAGUUUUGAAUGCAACUGCCACGAUGGAUUUGAGCCAGGCCCAAUGAUGAAUUGUGAAGAUAUAAAUGAAUGUGCUCAGAACCCCUUGCUGUGUGCUUUUCGCUGUAUCAACACUUACGGUUUCUAUGAGUGCACGUGCCCAGCUGGCUAUGAACUGAGAGAAGACCAAAAGAUGUGCAAAGAUCUAGAUGAAUGUGCUGAAGGCCUCCAUGACUGUGAAUCAAGAGGCAUGAUGUGCAAAAAUUUGAUUGGUACCUUCAUGUGCAUCUGUCCUCCUGGAAUGACUCGCAGACCUGAUGGAGAAGGCUGCACAGAUGAAAAUGAAUGUCGUACCAAGCCAGGGAUCUGUGAAAAUGGUCGCUGCGUGAACAUUAUUGGGAGUUAUCGAUGUGAAUGUAAUGAAGGAUUUCAGUCAAGCCCAUCAGGCACCGAGUGUCUCGAUAAUCGCCAAGGGUUUUGCUUUGCUGAAGUUUUACAGACAAUGUGUCAGAUGGCUUCAAGCAGCCGAAAUCUCGUCACUAAAUCCGAGUGCUGCUGUGAUGGAGGCCGAGGCUGGGGUAACCAGUGUGAGCUCUGUCCACUUCCAGGAACCACCCAAUACAAGAAACUCUGUCCACAUGGACCAGGCUAUACUACAGAUGGAAGAGAUAUUGAUGAAUGUAAGGUCAUGCCAAACUUAUGUAGAAAUGGACAGUGUAUCAACACCAUGGGCUCCUUUCGAUGCUUUUGUAAAGUUGGGUAUACCACUGACAUAAGCGGAACAUCUUGCGUGGAUCUUGAUGAGUGUUCCCAAUCUCCUAAACCAUGCAAUUUUAUCUGCAAGAACUCAGAAGGGAGCUACCAGUGCUCAUGUCCCCGGGGCUACAUCCUUCAGGAAGAUGGGAAGACAUGUAAAGAUCUUGAUGAAUGUCAAACCAAACAACACAAUUGCCAGUUUCUCUGUGUCAAUACCCUUGGAGGCUUCACAUGCAAAUGUCCACCUGGUUUUACUCAACAUCACACAGCUUGCAUUGAUAACAAUGAAUGUGGUUCUCAACCAUCACUUUGUGGAUCAAAAGGAAUUUGUCAAAACACUCCUGGAAGUUUUACCUGUGAAUGUCAAAGGGGAUUUUCUCUGGAUUCUACUGGAUUAAACUGUGAAGAUGUGGAUGAAUGUGAUGGAAACCACAGGUGCCAGCACGGCUGUCAAAACAUUCUGGGUGGAUACAGAUGCGGAUGCCCACAGGGAUAUAUUCAGCAUUACCAGUGGAAUCAAUGUGUUGAUGAAAAUGAAUGUUCCAAUCCUAAUGCGUGUGGCUCUGCUUCUUGCUACAACACACUUGGAAGUUACAAGUGUGCCUGCCCAUCUGGAUUUUCUUAUGACCAGUUCUCAAGCGCAUGCCAUGACGUCAACGAGUGUUCUUCUGCCAAGAACCCCUGCAAUUACGGUUGUUCCAACACUGAAGGUGGUUAUCUUUGUGGCUGUCCACCUGGCUAUUACAGAGUUGGGCAAGGCCACUGUGUCUCAGGGAUGGGAUUUAACAAAGGCCAGUACCUGCCCCUGGAUGGAAAUGCUGAUGAAGAGAAUGCUUUGUCCCCUGAAGCAUGUUAUGAGUGCAAAAUCAAUGGCUACUCCAAAAAGGACAACAGGAAGAAGAGAAGCAUUAAUGACACUGUACGUACUGGGAUCGAGCAAAUUAGCUUGGAAAGCCUAGACAUGGAUAGUCCUUUGAAGAUGAGAGUCAACAUCUCUGAGCUUGAUAACAAAGAGCACAUCCUAGAACUCAUGCCAGCCAUAGAGCCCCUUACCAACCACGUGCGCUACACGAUCUCACACGGCAACGAGGAUGGUGUCUUUCGAAUCCAUCAGAGGGAGGGACUCAGUUAUUUGCACACAGCCAAGAAAAAGUCAGUGCCUGGAACUUACACACUGGAAGUCACUAGCAUUCCUCUAUAUAAGAAAAAGGAGCUAAAGAAACUGGAAGAUAGCAAUGAGGACAACUACCUCCUAGGAGAGCUCGGAGAAGCUCUCAGAAUGAGGCUGUGGAUAGAACUCUACUAG